CGGUCUCAAAGUCUCGGGUUUUGCUUGCUUUAUCGCGCUAACAUUUCACAUUGUUGUUGUUGUUUUUGUUAAUCAUGAGAGAAAUCGUUCAUAUACAAGCGGGCCAGUGUGGAAACCAAAUUGGGGCUAAAUUCUGGGAGGUGAUAUCGGACGAGCAUGGAAUUGACCCCACAGGAGCGUAUCAUGGCGAGAGCGAUCUCCAACUCGAGCGGAUUGACGUGUACUUUAACAACGCAGCAGGAGGAAAGUAUGUGCCGCGCGCUGUUCUCGUGGAUCUGGAGCCCGGAACAAUGGACUCCAUCAGAAUGGGGCCUUACGGGACUGUAUUCCGGCCUGAUAACUUCGUGUUUGGGCAGAGUGGAGCGGGGAACAACUGGGCUAAGGGCCAUUACACGGAGGGAGCUGAGCUGGUGGACAGUAUAAUGGACGUUAUCAGGAAGGAGAGUGAGGGAUGCGACUGUCUCCAGGGUUUCCAACUCACUCACUCUCUGGGAGGUGGUACUGGGUCAGGCAUGGGAACACUGUUGAUCAGUAAGAUAAAGGAGGAGUACCCUGACCGGAUCAUGUGUUCCUUUAGUGUUGUCCCCUCUCCAAAAGUCUCUGACACUGUCGUGGAACCUUACAAUGCCACUCUCUCAGUACAUCAGCUGGUUGAAAACACGGAUGAGACGUUUUGUAUUGAUAACGAGGCGUUGUACGACAUUUGCUUCAGGACCCUGAAACUGACGACCCCCACCUACGGAGAUCUCAACCAUCUCGUCUCCGCCACCAUGUCUGGUGUCACCACCUGCCUCAGGUUCCCUGGACAGCUCAACGCUGAUCUCAGGAAACUAGCUGUUAAUAUGGUUCCCUUCCCUCGCCUUCAUUUCUUCAUCACCGGAUUCGCCCCUCUCAGUGCACGAGGAGAUAUCCCCUACAGGAAUCUAAGUGUCCCAAUGUUAACCCAGCAAGUGUUUUCCUCUCGCAACAUGAUGGCAGCUUCUGAUCCCACUUUUGGGAGGUACCUGACCUGCGCUACCAUCUUCAGGGGGCGAAUGAGCAUGAAGGAGGUAGAUGAACAGAUGUUACAAGUGCAAGCAAAGAACUCAGCUUACUUUGUGGAGUGGAUCCCAAACAACGUGAAGACGGCCGUGUGCGACAUCCCUCCCAGGGGUCUGAAGAUGUCAGCCACUUUUAUCGGGAACAACACCUCAAUACAAGAGCUCUUCUCAAGGAUAGGAGACCAGUUCGGGGCCAUGUUCAGGAGGAAGGCUUUCUUGCAUUGGUACACCGGAGAGGGGAUGGACGAGAUGGAGUUUACUGAGGCGCACAGUAACAUGAUGGAUCUGAUCAACGAGUAUCAGCAGUAUCAGAAUGCAGGUGUUUACGAGGAGGGUGAGGAUGAGGACGAGUACACAGAGGAGUAUCAACAGUGAGAUACAACUCUGGGGACGGUAACACGACUUUUGUCCGACAGCGACUCUUGUCCAUACUUCCAUAAAACAUAAUUUCGGAUUCGGACAAGAGUCGCCAAAUCUUCUGGGGCACUCUGAGUGGAGUUAAUAUGAGACUUUGUGAGAAUAACACCUAGUAACACCUAGUAACACUUAGUAACACCCUUGCUUUGUGACAAUUAUUAGAUCUGCAGCAUUUGGUGGAAUGAACAAGUAUUGUUAACAAAUUUUGUAAUGAUUUCUUAUGAAUGAGAUAGUGGAUUGUGUUGAGUUAUAUAUUUGAGCAAGCUAUUUUAAUUAACGCCUAGGACAGUGGCGUAACGUUAUAGGAUCGGAUCUCAGCAAACUUACAUUUAAAGCUGAUUUUCUGAAACCUCUUUUAUACAUUUUUCAGAUGAAAAAUAUUCGAAUCAUUUCUCAAUGACGGCUCCAUAACAUAAAGCUACUGAUCUUAUUCAUAACAAGAUCUAACUCGAUUGGAUACCUGCGCAGUUUAACUUUAAUCCGAGUUAUAAGCACAAAUUGUAUUAAGCCUGACUACCUGCAGUUACAUGUAACAAUAUAUUGUGCACCACUUAGUGA
This is a messenger RNA of Bolinopsis microptera, 2015 nucleotides long. RefSeq names its product tubulin beta chain-like. Gene Ontology annotation, cellular component: cytoplasm; microtubule. The transcript has 10 exons. Lineage: Eukaryota; Metazoa; Ctenophora; Tentaculata; Lobata; Bolinopsidae. Gene Ontology annotation, molecular function: GTPase activity; structural constituent of cytoskeleton; GTP binding. The coding region runs from base 75 to 1415 and encodes 446 amino acids. The record is from RefSeq and is a predicted model, not a curated record. Gene Ontology annotation, biological process: microtubule cytoskeleton organization; mitotic cell cycle.